Molecule: messenger RNA, 4689 nt
Organism: Platichthys flesus (European flounder)
Lineage: Eukaryota; Metazoa; Chordata; Actinopteri; Pleuronectiformes; Pleuronectidae
Gene: nbr1a
Product: NBR1 autophagy cargo receptor a
Exons: 22
Coding region: 119-3349 (1076 amino acids)
Biological process (GO): macroautophagy
Cellular component (GO): phagophore assembly site
Molecular function (GO): ubiquitin binding
Source: RefSeq, a predicted model, not a curated record
UAUUUUUCUCCCCGAAGCAGCUGACGAUGUAAACAAGAGAAGACGGUCGAGGGCAGCGGGGAUCGAACAGGCCACCGUCACCGCAGAGCAUCGCCGCCCGCCCCCCGGGCCGCCGAACAUGGGGCUCCCGGUCACCAUCAAAGUCAACUUCCGGGGGAACGUGAAGAGAUUCCUGGCGCAGGACCUGGACAAGCUGGAGUGGGAGUCCGUGGAAGCCUGGAUCAAAGCGUCGUUCGGGAUCAACCACUUCCAGGUGAAGUACUUCGAUGAGGACAACGAGGAGAUCUGCAUCAACAGUCAAGAUGAAUAUGAAGAAGCCAUCAAGAGUGCAGAGAAGCAGGGGAACCAGUUGCACAUGAACGUGUACAAAAUGAAAGGGCAGGCCUGCGGAGGCCCUCUCAAGACGGAGGUGAAGGAGCUGAAAGGAGACCUCCGACCCGCUCCUCCGUACCCCUCCAGGGUCAAGACUGUGGACAAGGGCACGCAGGUCACCCCCGAGCGAGAAGCUGUCCCAGUAAAGGACAACAAGGGAAACAAACCAGAAGAUGAACCCCCUCCCAUGUGGUUUAGAGCUUACAUGGAAAAGUUUAAGGAUGAAGUGGUGAAAGAGGUCGUUGAAAGGAUGUGCAGUGAUUUUUCCGGCCAGUGCUGCACCCACAAAUCCUCUGAUGGGCCCCCUGAGCCCAGCGAGGCCAGUGGAGGACCCAUAGGCCCCCGGCCGGGCCCCUCCACCUCAAGCGGGUCACUUGGCUACACCCCGAACUGCAGUAGCUGCAACAAACUCACCUCUGAAGGGGCGUACAAGUGCAGUGUGUGUCCGUCCUGCAUCCUGUGUGAGAUGUGCCGACAUAGCCAUGACCCGAGCCACAACCUUGUGAGAACCAAGACACCGCUCUCCAUCCCCGAGCACGGGAUGUCUGGAGAGUUAAGGUUCCCACGGCGAGGAGACAGGACAGUGCGCAAGGCCGAGCGACAGCGCCUCAAAGCAGAAAGGAGGCAGCUAAGAGCAGAAGUGAAGGAAAUCAAGAAGAAACUGAGACUGGAGAAGAGGGGGCCGCAGUGGAGCGGGCCCUCUACCUCAGGCAGAGUCAACCUGGCAAACAUGGCCUCUGCGUCCACCCAGGUCCCAGCCCUGCCCCCCCCUGCUGACUCAGAAACAGCCUCAGGUCCAGCCCCAGCCCAAGGUCCCAUCCCCGCCCCGGUCCCCGACCCCCAGGCCUCCAGUCCAGAGGGUCCCGGGGUCUCGCAAGCAUCUUUGGUGCCCACUAUGGCUGCCUUGUUUCUGGAUGAAAAUCUGCCUGACGGCACCCGACUGGAGCCUGAUACCAAGUUCAUCAAGUACUGGAAGAUGAGGAACUCGGGCACUAUCAGCUGGACCUCAGAGACUAAGCUAGUGUUCAUGUGGGGAAACCUCGGCCUGGCGUCAGAGAAGAAGAGGGAGGUGCCGGUCCCCUUGCUGCACCCCGGACAGAUGGGGGUGGUCAGCGUGGCCUUUGUCGCUCCGGUGAUGGAGGGGACGUACACCUCCCACUGGCGGCUGGCGCACUGCGGGUGUCAGUUCGGCCCACGCGUGUGGUGCAGCAUCGUGGUCGACCCCGGGAACAGCCUCAACACACCCGGACAUCAGAGCAACAGACUGAAGGAGGAGGUGAGGACGGUGGAGAGGGAGAUGGAGCUGAGGUGUGAGGAGCUCCAUCACGAGGAUUUCUACUUCCCCUCAGUCGACCUUCUGACUGCACAGGAUCUACUCUCAUUUGAGUUGUUGGAUAUAAAUAUAGUUCAAGAGUUGGAGAAAGUUCCUAAUAACACCCCUGUUGAUCUGACGCCCUGUAUAUCCCCUCUGCCCCAUGAGCCACCACUUCUGGAGAAGGCCGUAACUUCCCAAAUAAAGGAAGACACAGAGGUCACAGGGGUCAGAACACUUUUUGGAGUGAAACUGAGGCAGCCGAGGGAGAUGUUGGAGCUUGUGACCCAGGAGGAGGAGGAGAAGGAGGAGAUCAGUGGAGCCCAGUUCCUCUGUGAGACCGUCAUCCGCUCCCUGACCUUGGAGGAAGCCCCGGACCACAGACCCCUACGCCGGCUUCAUCAGAGGAACCACAAACCACAGAUUGUUUCUCGCGGUCCAAGCUUUUGCGUUGAGAGACCAGCGGAGGCCGAGAAGAUGGAGAAGCCCCAAGAAGGAAACGUGGAUCUUUGUGCUCUGAGACUUGAGAGUUCAGAUCUGUCUCCGGACACAGGACUCAACCAGAUCAGCCAAGAAGAGGAGACGAGGCCGGUUCUUCUCCUGGAACCAGUGACUGAAAACCUGCACACCAGUUCACGUCGGGAUCUCGAGGAUGAAGAAGUCCUGGUAUUGGACGAGAUGCAGAUCAUGAAGGUCACUCAAGAGGAGAAAGACGAGGGAGCAGCCAAAGGAGAAGACUGGGAUGAGGUCAGCAGCCAGAGCUCCUCAGUCUCCUCCUGCGACGACUACAUCAUCGUCCUCCCAGACUGCUUUGACACCAGCCGUCCUCUGGGGGAGUCCAUGUACAGUUCCGCCAUGUCGCAGCCUGACAUCGCUGCGGCUGCUGCAGCUGCUGAAGAUGAUGAUGAUGAUGAUGAGACCACAGCUCCAGAUGUUCCGCAGCUGAAAGAAGGGGACGAGUCUGACUGCGAGCCGGGCAGGACGGCGGCGCCGAGCACGAAGGAGGAGGAGUCUGAGGCGGUCGUGGCUGAGGAUUUGUCGGUGGAAGUCUGGCUUCCUCCUGUCCCUCUGAUCCACAACAGCAUCAACCAGAUGCUGUGUGCGUCUCAGACUCUGGACGCUGUGACUCUCACCCCGGAGGUGGUGCCACCGCCGACUCUGGUCGACUCCCUGCUGUCCCCGCCGGCUCUCUACUCACCCAGGUCUGAGGCGCUGUACCUGGCCGAGGACCCGAGUCCUCCAGCCUGUGACCCAUACGAGCCGCGCCAGCCCAGGGUCCAUCUGAACGUGUCGUCCGGUCUGUCCAGAUCAGCAGGCUCCGCCUCCAGUGCCUUCGAGACGUACAACCCACGACCCGGCAACGCACUGCAGCCAAGGGGCCAAGGAGGCAUCACUGAGGGACUUGUCAAGGGCGCCCUCUCUGUGGCAGCGUCCGCUUAUAAGGCUCUCUUCACUGGACCAAACUGCCCGAUACAGCGGGGCAUCGACCCGGCCACCAGGCAGGACCCCUCCCUGAUGGCCAUGCUGCUGGAGAUGGGCUUCAGAGACCAUCGGCUCAACCAGCGGCUGCUGAGGAAGCACGGCUACAGCCUGCUGCACACCGUCAACGAGCUGGUGCAGAUGGCCGAGGAGCGGCAGAACGAAGCCGUCGAGGCCCGGCACUGAGGGGGGGGGGGGGUGGGGGCAAGAAGUGACCUCACAGUCGUCGGAGGGAAUGUAUUUGAGCAUAUUUCGACCUAUGUGUGGUUUUCCAAUGUCCUUUGAGUUAUUUAAAGACGAGAAAAACUAUUUCUGAUUCAGUGACAGGGUUGAUAGUUUAUUUGGACCAAUAGGACAAGAAUGUUACAACGAUUAAAAAAACAAAUAAAACUGCAUUUACUCCUCGUAAACCAUCGAUUAGAAUAAAACACUCAUGAACGGCUUCUUCUGCCUUUAAUUUAGCGUCAACAUUUGGAUGAAAUUAAACAUUAAUAUAUAUGAAAACACUUGUAGAUUAUUACGGACAGUGGUCGACCUCUGCCUUGUUUACCUGGACCGCACAACUUUACCGUGUCGGUCGAAAAGGACGUAGGAGGAAUUAAGUGUGUAACUCUGCUCUUCAUCUUCGUGUUGCUGUUGUAGCUGCUUCCUCUGCGCUGAAAAAUAAUCGUGUGUCGUCAGGGCUCGGCUAGAUCCUCCUCUCGAGCGGAGCGUGAGUAUCGUUGAGUGUCGUUGAUUAAAAGUGUUCUGAAGAGCCAGCUCUCGUUUUAAAGGCGACGUUACUGAAGCUGCAGCGGCCGGAGCAACACGCGUAUAGAUAUAUAUUUCCGAUCUUUUUCUCGAUUUUUCUCGUAGUGAAACCUGCCUAAUCAAUGCAAUCUUUUUCUUACUGUUAUUUUAGACGUUGACAUGUGGAAUGUAACCGUCCGGACGGCUCACCGUUCAGACUCCCCGGUGUUUUUUCUACUUGCUUCUUAGGAGACGCCUGCAUGACAGGUAGAGGCUUUAGAGACGAGUCGUGUUCUUGUGUCUUAGCAUCGUCCCCGUUGAAGCCGCGGCUCCACGCCCCCUCGCCCGCAUCUCCCGCGCGUCCUCAUCCGGCAAACUGAACCCUAGCUACCGCCACUUAGCACCGGUCCAAGCGUAGACGUCUCUGACAACACAUUCCAUGAUCUCUUAGUGGAACCAACUGUAUUCUGUUUCAUUAAAAGGCCUUUACAGGGGAUUUAUCAAAAUAUACAUAUGACGGUUUGAUGUUAUUUGUGGUGAAUGUGUGUGUGUGUGUGUGUGUGUGUAGAUUUAAUUUAACGUACGUUUCUGAUGAUUUGAGUUGAUUCUCCUAGUUUUUGUUUGUGCGGUUGAGGAUUUUAUGAACCAUAUUUUCUUAUGUUGAAUGAUUUUUCCACGAUUUAAAGGAUCAAAUCUUAAUAUAUCUACUAUGCUUGUCAAACUAUUCUUCUGCCACUGAGUGUAUUCAUCAAAUACCCGUCAGCUGUCGAUCCACCAAUAAAACGAUUUGCACAUCC